AUCAUCACCAUCGGCGACCAUACUCGAGUGGGAUAAUAUCUGCGGAAGACGAGUGGCGACGGAGACCCAGCUCCAAGCGGGACCAACGGCGGCCGGCCAAUCUCCACGACCGGCCGGCCCCACCCUCCGGAAGCUGGGUCCCCACGAGAUAUUUCCCUCCGCCCCACACCUCUCCGGAAGCUUCCACGACCGGCCGGCUGCACCUUGUCGCUCUGGAACCUUCUGUCCCAGCCCUAUUUAAUGCCGUCCCCUUCUCCUUCUUCCUUUCCUUCCUUCCUCGGCAACAAGAAAGCAUCCAUCUCACUGCUCGAAGAACCACUGAGCUAUACAACGCAGCGCGUUGAGCUCACACUCCCACCGCCCAUAUUAUCUUAUCCUCUUUCCCCUCCCCAGCUCAGUUAGUUAGACUUGUAUCAGCAGGUUGCAUUUCUUGCAUCAAAGUCUCGUCUUUCUCUGAUUGAUUACCUUUGCCAGUAGACGGAUCCGUUUGUUACUCUCUUUUGAUGGGUUUCUUUCAUGGAUCCUCUUCCCGAUAUAGUGAAAGAGGAGUACCCGGAGACGAGUUCCUAUAACAUAGAAGAUUCUUUUAUGGAGCCUCCACGGCCGAUGGAGGGGCUGCACGAAGUUGGGCCGCCGCCUUUCCUUACGAAGACCUUCGACAUGGUCGAUGACCCAGUAACCGAUCAGGUGGUCUCCUGGAGCCUCACGAGUAAUAGCUUCGUGGUCCGGGAUCCCCACGCUUUUGCUGUGACCCUUCUGCCGAGGUAUUUCAAGCACAACAAUUUCUCCAGCUUCGUUAGGCAGCUCAACACAUAUGGCUUUAGGAAGGUGGACCCAGAUAGAUGGGAAUUUGCAAAUGAAGGAUUUCUUAGAGGACAGAAGCAUCUUCUAAAGACAAUUAAAAGAAGAAAACCACCUUCGAAUCCUCUACCAAGGCAGCAAUCAACGGGGUCAUUCCUGGAGGUCGGGCACUUUGGUCUAGAUGGAGAAAUUGAUAGGUUAAAGCGAGAUAAGAACAUUCUGAUGGCAGAGGUGGUGAAGCUAAGGCAGGAGCAGCAGAACACUAGAACACAGCUUCAAGCCAUGGAAGAAAGGGUACAAAGCACAGAACAAAAACAGCAACAAACGAUGACCUUCUUAGCAUGUGCUUUGCAAAACCCUGACUUCUUCCAGCAGUUGGUUCAGCAGCAAGAAAAAAGGAAACAGCUUGAGGAAGCCAUUUCAAAGAAAAGGAGACGACCAAUAGAAGCAGGGCCUUGUCAUGGUGAAGAGGAGACAAACGAGGCACAGGAGUUUGAGCCACCAUUUGACAUUGAAACGGGAAAGCUGGAAGGGGUUUAUGAACCUGAAUUCUUCCAAUUGGAUGGCUUGUCAAUGGAAAUACACGGACUUGGAAGGAAUGAAGAUGCUGAGAAUAAACCAGGAGAGAAGCAUGAAGGUGGAUAUACAGAACUGAAUGAUGAGUUUUGGGAGGCGUUGUUUAAGGAACGGAUUGAAGAGGAGAAGGGUGGACCAGAGUGGGUUGAAAGAGGCGAGGAUGAUGAUAUUGUUGUCUUGGCUGAGAAACUAGGCUAUCUUACUUCCAAUAGUCCUAAGUAGAUGAGACAUCUAUGCUACACUUCCUUUCUCUUGUUGCUUCUCUUAUCAAUUUUGGCAUCUAAAUCUCACCUUUAAUUACAUCAGUUAUAUCUGUUGUCAGGAAGGUCCAGAAAAGAGUGGCGCUUUACCACCAAGGGAAUCGUUUCUUAUUCAUCCGUCUCUCUUAUACUGCUGAUAUUCAUAUGGAUUUUCAUUUAACUAUACUGAUUUAGAUUUUGCAGUUAUUUUGAGCGGAUCAGCAGAGUCAAAAGGACAUGUACCAUGUAUCAGAAAGACAUGGUUACUCAUCUCAAGGUUCUUAAAGCAUAUCAUUCUGGAGAGAGAGAGGUUGUGGUUCAGCAUAAACAUAAUCACCUCAACAUUUCUGCAGCCAUGUACGCUAUCUAAUUGAAGUCUGCAUUGUGGGUCAACCAUUUUUUUGUGUCAACUAGUCAACAUGCUUCUGCUUGCACUUGACACCACAUGGAAGCUAUUUUUGCUCUGUAACACACUGUUGUUGUUGGUUACAGUAUUCAACCAGUGUCAAGUCCAGUUUGUGAUUUAUUUGCCUUAGCUGCUUGUUAUUUCAGUUCGUAUGAUAGUAAUGUACUUGUUAGCUGGUUUGUAAUUGUUUUCUGAAUAAUGGAACUCGCAUCUUGAGUCUCUACAA
Molecule: messenger RNA, 2248 nt
Organism: Musa acuminata AAA Group (dessert banana)
Lineage: Eukaryota; Viridiplantae; Streptophyta; Magnoliopsida; Zingiberales; Musaceae
Product: heat stress transcription factor A-2c-like
Exons: 5
Coding region: 517-1599 (360 amino acids)
Biological process (GO): regulation of transcription by RNA polymerase II; cellular response to heat
Cellular component (GO): nucleus
Molecular function (GO): DNA-binding transcription factor activity; RNA polymerase II cis-regulatory region sequence-specific DNA binding
Source: RefSeq, a predicted model, not a curated record